AUGAUCCCAGUGCCGAAUUUUGAGGUCAAGAGGAUUCUAAGUGGAACGCUUUCUUCGGAACUUGAUCCCGGAACGACAGCUUUGUUGUUCACGGUUCAAUAUCUCGAGAGAAAAUCGAGAAGUCGGAAGUUGAGGCAAAAUGAAGACACAAAAUCAGAAUCGCAAGCUUCUAUGAGUAGGAUCCUUGGGGAUCUCGCAAAGCACGGUGGUGGUGUUACUCACGGUUUAAGUCAGGGUGAUAUGAAAACCGUCAGUGACAAGAAGUUGGCUGUUGAAGAGAGCCAACAACGCAUGUGGAGGGAGGCAGAGAUUCGUGGAGAAGAAUGGAAAACGCUGUUCUUUCGGAAGAAGACUGACGAUGAACCCCUGAACAGUUUGUAG
Lindgomyces ingoldianus is the source of this 381-nucleotide messenger RNA. RefSeq lists its product as uncharacterized. Bases 1 to 381 code for a protein of 126 amino acids. The transcript is spliced from 2 exons. The record is from RefSeq and is a predicted model, not a curated record. Lineage: Eukaryota; Fungi; Ascomycota; Dothideomycetes; Pleosporales; Lindgomycetaceae.